This is a messenger RNA of Centropristis striata (black sea bass), 1853 nucleotides long. RefSeq lists its product as uncharacterized. The record is from RefSeq and is a predicted model, not a curated record. The transcript has 4 exons. The coding region runs from base 458 to 1714 and encodes 418 amino acids. Lineage: Eukaryota; Metazoa; Chordata; Actinopteri; Perciformes; Serranidae.
UCUCAAUAAAUAAAGUAUAUUAUUAUCAUUUUUAUCGAUAUUUUUGUUCUUGUAGUUGUAAGUAUAGAAAACAUCACAUUUAUAAUACUGUAUACUCACAUCCGAAGCAGAUAAUGUAUCUAUUUGAUUUGAAAUAAAUAAAUGAAUAAAAUAUUUGUAUUAUUCAAUCAAAAAGGCAAAAGCCAUUUUCAAGAGAAUGCAUUUCACAACUUCAAUAACAUACAGAAAACUUAAUAAAUAUAGAUUGAUAUCAUCUGGCCGCAAAUAUAUUAAACAAAAAACUUACAUUAAAAAAAAAAGUAUAUAAAAUAUAUAUUUAUCCAUCUACAGGUGGCAGAAGAGCGCCGUAGGUGAGCCUCGACUGCUGAUAAUAAACAAAAGAAGAAGAAGAGCAGUUUGUUUCCGGUGUCCCCCGGAUGUUUUGGAUGGAGGGGCGGCGGACCUGAAGACGACAAAAAUGGCGAUCCAAGUGUCGAACACGUACAGAAUGACAGACAGAGACAUCAGACUGAUGAUACAGCUUCGUGCCACCAAUGCUGCUAUCUUCACCGGGAGGAAGAACUCUGCCAUGAGAGGCUGGAGGGCAAUCAGAAAAGAGAUGGGGCUCCAGGGGAUGCUGUCAGCACGGCAGCUGAAGAAGAAGUGGGACAACUUGAAAGACAAAUAUAAGGUGCUGAAGAACCCUCCGUUGGGCAUGGAGAUGACCCAGCCCAACUCAUGGCGCUGGUUCCACCUGAUGGAUGAGGCGUUAAGUGGAGGCCUGGCAGGGACCGCCACCAUCGUCCAGCCCUCCCCGCUGGAUGAGGACGAGGAGGACUUCGCCUGCCAGUCUCCGCUCGGUCUCCCCAACACAGAAGCAGCUUAUUCUGGACUGACUCUGGAGUGCGUUGGGUCGCUGGAGGACGUCCUGGAGCUCAGUGGAAUAGAAAGAGGUGGCAAAGUUGAAGCUGUGAGCAGAACUGAAUCACCUGCAGAGGUUGUUUUGGCUACAGUAGAGAGAGAUCGUGUAAGAACCCCUCAGUGUGAGCCGACCGUGAUGGAGAGUCAACCUGUGAUAAACAAAAACCAGACUUCCAUACUGUACGCCACCUUACUGCCUGACGUCACCGCGAACACUAACAAGAUGCCUUCUUUCUCCAGACACACCGUCAGGGGGGACACUGUCAGGGAAAGGGCCGAGGUCGACGAAAAGCUGGUUGAGCUGCAGCGAGAGUGGCAGGCUCUGGAGAGAGAGCAGGCCGAGUUUGACAGAGAGCUGAUAGGUUUAGAAAGAGACAGAGAGCUGCUGAACAGAGACAUGGCCACUCUGGAGAGAGACAGGACAGUUAUAGAGAGAGACAGAGCGGCUGUGGAGAGAGACAGAGCAGCUGUGGAGAGAGACAGAGUAGCUGUGGAUAGAGACCGGCUGCUUCUGGACCGAGACCGAGCGUUUCUGGACAGGGACAGAGCCUUUUUAGAGAGGGACCGAGUGUUUCUAGAGAGAGCCAGAGAGGAUUUUGAGAGAGAGCGAGGGCUGUUGAGGAGAGAGAGGGACGUCCUGGAGAGGGAGGGGACGACUGUGGAAGGACAUCACGCAGCGAGGACGACAGAGAAGGAAGUCGUUCUGCAUACCCGGUUCUACCAGAGCCUCAUGGCUGCAGAUCUGGAUCCAGACCAGCUGGAGACCAGACAGAGACUGGUGUCUUUGUUCCAGAAGCUUGUUGAGAAGCUGUGAGCGGAAGAUGUAUUGUUCUUUGAAGUAUAGUAAAUCCUUGUGAUAAAACUUUGGACCUCUGACAAACUGUUUCUGGCAGUUCGGUUCUUCCUGUUGCUAACUGCUCUUCAUGUGGUAAUAAAGACUCUGUGUUUCUCUG